UCGAGCGAGUUGGAGCGAGUCGAGUCAGUCAGUGCACGCUGGUCGCUCAGCCGGUUCAGUUCGCGCGCGAGCGCGAGUGUGCAGCGCGAGGAGAUAUAUACGUAAGGCCGGCAUACGCGGGGAUACGGGCUACGACGCUAUCCGAAGAUCCAGCAGCUGCCGCUCUCGCGAGCCGAGUGUCGAGAGUGUCGAGUGUGUGUCGGUUGACGUUUCGCCCCGUGAGAAACCCGUUGCCGCUCUGCGCGCGCCCGCGCGCGCGUGUGUGCGCGGUGGUGGUAUGCGGGCAGCCCCGUUGGCUGGCUGGCUGGUUAGUCGGUUGGUCGGCUGGCUGGUUGGUGCUUCGGCGCUUCGGGAUUCAUCCUCUCACGUGCGUACCUGCGUGCACGCGCCCGCGCGACCGCGCGCGCAUCCCCCGUCCUCAUCCCCGUCGCCGCGUGUGCUCUCUGCGUGUGCGCGUGAGUGUGUGAGUUUGAAAAUUUGAAAAGCGACGUGCGCGAGUGCAGCGGGCAGCCGCAGGUGCCGCGGAAAGAAAAAGAGCGCGGUGGAGAGAAGGACGAGGAGGAGGAGAAGAGGCGCGCCGCAGGAUUCCUCCGUCGUCUCGCGGAAGAGGAUUCACGUGGCGGCGGAUUUACGCGAUCUCCUUCCUCGUCGCCGUCAUCGUCGUCGUCGUUGUCGGAAACGCCGACGGUCUACAGCCCAGCGGAAUGUGGCACGAGAGGCACCGCCGGCACCAUCUCGGAAGCCAUGCCGGCUGACGAGCUCGUGCGUACCCGACGAGAAGACGGUGGUAGAAAAUCGAGCUUGCAGCCGCCUUAACCGAUCGACCGAUUGCGUCGUCGUUGAUAAAGAAAAGAAGAGAGAGAGAGAGAGAGAAAGAGAGGCCCCUCGCAGAUCGACCCGAUCAUGCCCUUAGCGAACCCGUUCCGCUGCAACCCGCUGUCGUCGCAUAGUUCCACGCUGUGAACUCGAUAUGUGAGAGUCGCCGCCGCCGCCGCCGCCGUCUGGUGGAUGCCGUCGCCAUGGUGGAGCAACUGGUGUGCAGCAACUCGCUGAGUCCGGGAACGUAGCGCUCGAACAAGCGUAUUGGUUCACGCGUAUUCCCCCUAGCUUUAAUGAACUCUGAAUCGCGAUUGGGACGAACGAGAGAUACCCCCUGCUUGAAGACCGGCAGAUGUGCCUUUACGUAUAUUUAGGAUAAAGAUCGGACGAAUUUGAAAAGUGAUUUUUUUUUAAUACGACAGUUUUGGUGACGAAGAUGAAAUCAUUUGAAAUUGUGCGAAGUUCGAAAUCGAUGGAUAAUUAAUUCGCGGUUGACUUAGUGCGGCUCGUAGAGAAAUUUAAUCGUUGCGAAACAUUCUGCGCGUCGUGACUACAAAAAAGAAGUAAUAUAUCUUUCAAUACGGAGAAUCUAAAUUGAAGAGAAUUGAACUUAAGUGUUAUGUGACUUGGAAGCUCGACAAACAAUUAGUUUCAUCGUGAUGAAGGGAAAAGUGACGUCCUCUAAUACGACGAGUUUAGCCUGAGGAAGAACAAAGUUGACAUCUACGUGCUAUGACACGGUGGAUUCGGUGCAAUUCAGUACUCUGUUCCGUCACGAGAUCACCAUGUGAGGAUCACGGUGUCAGAGGAAAAGAGAACAAGUGGUCUCACUUCGCGUGACACCAGCGUGUCGAGUAAUGCUGAAGCACAUUCUGACGGGGCAGCCGUCGUCAACGGGCUCCAGGCAUCAUCACAAUGAUUAUCAGACGAGCUCGGGCUCGUUGCACGGCGAGCACCACCAUCACCACUUGCACAACAGCUCCCUACACCAAGAUCAGCAGCAACAGCAGCAGCAGCAGCAGCCGCAACAACCGCAGCCGCAGCAGCAACAGUCGCAACCGCAGCAUCUUCAUCAUCAUCAUUUCACCGGAAGCACCGGGCCACGCGGCGGCCUCACCAGGCAUCGCGGUAACAACGGCGGGGUCGACGUGUACGAUUCCGUGGCGAGACCGACAGCGACGGCGAUGUCGAAUGUGCACCAAUCGGCGACGACCCCCUCGUCGACGCAUCGGCAUCCGCUGAAUCAGUCUCAGCUGAGCGUCAACAACCUGUCGCAACGCUUGAACCUGAACCAUUCGCACGCGCUCAACGUGUCGACUCUGUCGACCUCCAAGCACUCGGUCAACAGCGUCAGUCCGGUCGGCGGCGUUAACGGCAACAACGGUGGCGGUAAUAACAAUAACAACAACCAUAAUGUCUCGGCGAGUCAGCUGGGCCACACCGUGAUCUCGCAAACGAGCGUCCUGCAUCAGGACAGGCCAAAGGCGAACGGCGGCUUCGACAUCUCCAGGCUGUCGCGGCUGCCGAGUCAGACGACGCCGUCACCCGCGCCAGCCACAUCCGCGCUUCCUGUCGUGGCCGGGCAAGUGGCUGGCGGGCCGACGGUGAUACCCCUCAAUGCUUCCUGGUCUUCGUCCCUGUCCAGGAAUCUUCAUCGUAGUGACGAGGCUGGCGUCAAGGAAAUGCUGACGAGCCUCGGAUUGCUCUGUCUGGUGUCCCUACUCUUAGCUCUGCUCUCGGUCAUCUUCCUGCUGAAGAUCUCGCCGCUCACGGUCACGUCCAACAGCCUUAUCAGCCCGGAGGAGUUCGUGAUCGUCUACGAGGUCACCCUAGCGCUGUGCGCCCUCGCCCUAUCCCUCAAUCUCUGUUGCCUGCUGGUCUGCGCCAUACAGUUCCUUUUCGCGGUGAAACUUGUCAAGACCUCGUACCAAGGUCAUCGGAGUAACAAGUACCUGCAAAAAUCCUCCAUCAGCCGCGUGUGCGCCGUCGGAGGUUUUUUCAUUAGCAUCCCUGUCUUCUUAACUGGUAUGAUCCUGUACACGUUCAUCCAGUUCCAUUCGACACCGGCGAUCGUCACGUCGGUCUUCAUCGGCCUCGGCAUCGUGUUCUGCGGAUGCGCCAUGGUCCACAACGUCUUCGUAUGGCAGAAAGAGAAGACGAAUGCGGUAAAGGCGUUUGCCCGCGAGCAGUGUGAGGUCGCGGCGCAGUUGCAGCGUCAACAGCAGCAGCUGCAGCAUCAACAGCCGCAUCAACAGGUACACUCCCAACACCAGCAUCAUCAUCAGCAGCAGCAUCACUACCAUCAGCAGCUACAACUGCGGCCGACGCUGCACAUGGGUUCGAAGAUCGGUAGUGGCAGCGGCGGUCCGAUGGGUCAUUCGACCGUCAGUCUGGCCCAACUCGGCCGCGGCCUUCACUCCUCUUUUCAGCAUCACCCUCAUCAGCAUCAUUCUCAUCAGCAGCGGCACGUGUCGCCGCCGUUGUUACUGUCGUCGCCGCAUGCCGCGCCGCAACACAACCACUUGACGCAUCGCGGUGGUAUCACCGCUGCCGCCGCCGCCGCUGCCGCUGUCGCCGUCACCGCCACACCACCAACGACGCCGGGCGACCGAUCGCCACCGAGUCCCAACGGCGGCGGCGGUGGCGGCGGCAGCGGCAAGCUCAACAGGUCGCAGCACUUGCCGCGCGAGACCAGCGGCAGCGUGAGCCCCGGCCUGCCGGCGGCCACGCUUGAUUUGAGUAGUGCCGCUACUACCAACAGUCCGCACGAAUUGUCGACUCUCGUUUAAAGAUUUUGAUGGGAUAAUGGAAGAAGUUCCAGGAUUUCAGGUUCCAAAGAUCUAUACGGAGACGUAUUCUUUGACCAGUAGAAGAGAUUAUCUCCCGGAUUGUCUUAAGAUUUAUAAUAGAUCUGAUCAAUUAUUUAGAAACAAAUUCUUCAACAGACAUUGUCUAAAAGAUGGGACCAAAAAUUGUUAAGGCUGUCGCUGUUUGUCUCAUUUUGUUAUUAUUGCGUCAUAUGUAACAUUAUCGGCAUUUUAUCGCGCAAUUAACAGCGUCAUCAUUGCGUCACAUAGUAUUUAUCUUUUAUUAUGCAAUAUUUCUGAAUACUAUCGCAAAGGCCGAUAAAAUGUUAUCCAGGAUAUUCCGUGUCACUUUGAUAAUGAUGAAUUACGAAUCUUUUGCCUAUCUAUAUAUGUAAUAUUUAUGAUCCUUUAUUGAAAGAUUAUCGAGAAAACAUUGUUCAGAUUCGCUGAUAAAUAAUUCAUUAAGAAGCUAACAAAAGAAUAGCUCAUAAACUUUUACGUACAAUUUGUUGACAGCCUCAAUAAAAGCAUGAAACAAGGUGUGACCGCGACAAUAUAUUUUUUUUAUUUAUUUUUUAUUAACCGAUAUUUGAUAUAAUUUUCAUUUUUAACUAUAACUUUAAUGAAGAGAGUAGAGAGACGAUUUAACCGAUAUCAAUAGUCACUGUAGAGCUGUGCAGAAUGAUGCAAAAUAACGUUUUCUUAACCGCUUUUAUAAUCGCUUUGAAUAAAGUAUUUCAAGAAUGUCAGUUUUAUUAGAAUUUACUGCUGAUAACAUUUCAACAUCUUUGUUUGUCUAUUCUCCAUACUAUUCCAGCAAUUAUCGACAACCUUGGAAUUUAAACUCAAAGCCACUGAUCAUGUUUAUGGCCUGGGCUAUUAUACCAGCAUUACUCGAGUCAUGAGGUUUUUUGUUUCUCUCUCUCUCUCUCUUUUGCCGGGGUACAUAGUUCUCUUGUAAAGUCAGAAUCUGAACUGUCUUGAUCCUGCUAGUAUUGUAACUAACAUGAUUUAAUGACGGGUCGAUAGUGCUAGUUCUUGGUCUUGAUGAGCUGCAUAUUUUUUUUCUACCAAUUAUAAUUUUCUCAGGCAGGUUUCGUCUGUUUGAUUUUUCAACUAAUGCAUUAGGGGAAUACAUUUAUAUAUUUGUGUGUAUGCAUGUGUGUAUGUAUGUAUAUACACACAUACUUAUUGUACAUAAUGCUCUCGGAAAAAUUUCACACCACGUGUGCAAUGUGUGAAUCAUUUUGAUUCCUCGAACGAAACUUGCCGAUUUAUGCUUUAUUUACAACUGAUAAAUCCUAUCGCCAAGAGCAACAGGUUCCUGUUGCGCAACGCCAGCAAAACAAGAAUUCCUCAUCUAUCGAAUGCGUGUUGCAUUUUGCACUUCGUGAGUACUCUCUAGUGUCUGUUAUGACACUUUCGGAAUAUCGAGUAACCAGAAAAAUUCGUGCAGUUUCCAAUGUCGAUAAUAAAACACUAAUAUUUUUUUUUAUGUCAAAUACAUUUAAAAAUGUUACAUGUUCUUGAAUAUCGUUGUAAUAGCGUGAUAGCAAUGAUUUUAUGCUUAUUAGAAUAAUUCAUUUUAAAAAAAUUGUUGGAAAUUGAAUCUUUAACGCUUAUCGAGUUCCGAUUAUCGAUUAUGAUUAUUGACAUGUACUUUAAUAAUAUAUAUACAACAAUGUGCGUACUUUCGAAGCCUUAGAGAUCCCGAUGAAAUGAGAGGUUGGCACGAAUGUGAAUCUUGCCAUGUUUUCACGUAUUAUUAUUAUUAUUAUUAUAUUAUUAUUAUUUGUACUUAUCUUGCAGAAUCUCUAGUCCUAGAUUAUUUUCGUUCACAGGUAUGUGUGUGAAAGCAUAAAGCAUUUUAGAAUUCCAGAUUUUUGUAUAGUUGUGACGUUGAUUGAGACAAUUCAAUAAGGUGCAGGAAAUUUAUGAACUCGACGAAAUAGCGGAAUCAACUUUACAUUUUUACAAUAUAAAUAUUAGAAAUCAAUUAAACUUUAACAUUAAAGAAACGAAAAAUUUGAUCAGUUGCCCGACUUCUUUGCACUUUUAAUAUAAUAUAUGUGAUAUGUGAUAAGAUCUGUUCGUGUUGCUUGCAUUUUCUGUACUCAGUAUUUUUACUUUUGUCCUUCAACGCCCAAAUAUAUAUUUAUUUCAUUUUAAGUGCAAAAAUUUUUGAGAAUCUUAAGCAAUGCGAAUAAAUCCAUAUGACAAUUCUAUUUUGUUCUGUCCGCAUAUUUAUUAAUCUACCAAAAUGAAAAGAAAGAACGAGUUCUUUAAAUUUCCAACCUUUAAGAGUGUGUUGUACAAUUAUAAAUCAAAUAUUUUGUUUUCUUUAUACAUCAUACGUUUUAAUACUUAAAGUUAUUAAGUUAUGAAACCGCUAUAGGUUUAUAUAUUUAAGUGCAUUUAAAAUUAGAUUUAUAAUUUUAUAUUGUUACUGCGUGUCAUGAAGGAUUCAUACAUACACAUAUUAAAAGAGAAUGUAGUUCCAGUACUUAAAAAUCAUUGUAGAAUAUUUAUGAGAACGGAAGAUAUUUUUUUGUGUCAUAAGUUUGUUCUCUUUGCAAUCAUUGAAACGAUACUUGACGUCAAAUUUUCGCACUUAUUAAAUACAAUAACAUAUCGAAUCAUUUCAUCUAAUUUAUUAAUAGUAUGAAAUAUCUUCCUGACCAUAAAAAUAAAACAUUCGCGGUAUUUAGAGUAGUUGGAAUCCAACUUCCAGUACAACUAAAAAAAAAGAGAAAGCAUAGACAGUUUAUCGUCGUUUAUGGUGUGUUGCAUAGAACCGUAAUACAAAUCAUGUGGUAACAACUUAUGUAAAGACACGCCAUAAUACAUGGACAUGACAUACCGUUAUAUCACUAAUACGGUAAAAGUUCCAUAUUCGCAAGGAUUACGUAUUCUGUAAAAUUAACGCGUGCAUUCUUUCUUUGCGUAAUCACGGCCAAAUACGAAAUACUUGAAUAACACGAAUAUGCAAAAAAAAAAAUGGAAAAGUCAAGAUUAGGUAUAAAAAUAAAGAAAUAGAAAACGCGUUUUUUCCUUUAUUUUUCAGAUAUCUUUCAUUAAUUUUAUUUUAAAACAAAAAUCAUAGAGGUUCUUACACUUAUCCAAAACAAAAAUGUUAAAAAUAAAAUUCUUUAUUAUUUCUCUAUUAUUUCACGAAUAUCUUUAUCGAAUUUUUUUUAAGAAUAAGUGAAUUUCGAAACCGCGAAGCUGACAACGAAAAAUAAAACACGAUUAAAAUGAAAAAUGUGCGAAAAUGGAGCUUCUACUCUAUUCUACAGGUUUGUGAAUUUAUUCACAGUUUCAUUGAACAUUUAAAUUAAAAAAUGAUUUGAAAUCUUUUAUUAUCCUUUUCUAUCUUUAAAUUUUUUAUUUGUACGUUAUUUUAUAUUUAAUUCCGUAUAAUCAUUGAACAAAUUUAUUUUAAAAAAUAUAUCAACUUUCGCGACUUGUAUCUGGCUUCAUGAAUUGAAUUAGAAAUUCGUCAACAGAACAAGAUUCGUAAUCAACUUUCACUACUUUGAUAUUUAAAUGAACCAAGAGACAAGUCGAUAAAAUAUAUAUGUAUAUAAUGCAAGAAUAUACAUGAGAUAUAUUCUAGAGAUGUAAUUUAAACGGGCAGGGUAAGAAAUUGAAAAUAUUGUAAAUUACAUAGUAGCGUACGCAUGUAUACACUUCACCGCGUUUUGUAAGUAGUAUAGUAAUAAUGCAUUUAUAAGUAGUGAAGCAUGUAACUUAAUCAUGUGAGUAAGUUAUUUGUUGGGUUCAUAUAUAACGCACAUAGUACAAAAGUGUUUUAGCUUUAUGUACUGAUAGUUAUGUAACAAUAGAUAUAUUCGGUAUGUAAUUAAUUAAAAAGGAAGAAAAUAAAUUAUUCUGGAUAUGUACU
This is a messenger RNA of Solenopsis invicta (red fire ant), 7530 nucleotides long. RefSeq lists its product as uncharacterized. The record is from RefSeq and is a predicted model, not a curated record. The coding region runs from base 1677 to 3608 and encodes 643 amino acids. Lineage: Eukaryota; Metazoa; Arthropoda; Insecta; Hymenoptera; Formicidae. The transcript has 5 exons.